This is a messenger RNA of Penicillium chermesinum, 501 nucleotides long. Its product is annotated as cytochrome b5-like heme/steroid binding domain-containing protein. The coding region runs from base 1 to 501 and encodes 166 amino acids. Gene Ontology annotation, cellular component: membrane; endomembrane system. The transcript is spliced from 4 exons. NCBI's taxonomy places the organism in Eukaryota, Fungi, Ascomycota, Eurotiomycetes, Eurotiales, Aspergillaceae. The record is from RefSeq and is a predicted model, not a curated record.
AUGUCUACUGCCGAGCCGCAUGCCGAGGUCAGGGCUUCCAUCGCCACUCCCAUUAACCUCAUUCUCGGAUCACUGUUCGUCCUCAUUAUCUACUACCACUUCCGCCCCAAGGCUCCCACCAGCCUUCCUCGAGGCCCUGCCCCCAUCGUGUUCCGCACGUAUACCCCGAAGACCCUCCUCGAGUUCAAUGGCGCGAACGGCGCUCCAGUCUUCCUAGCCGUGCGAGGCCGCGUCUUUGACGUGACCCCUGGCCGGAACUUCUACGGACCCGGCGGCCCCUACGAGAACUUCGCUGGCCGUGACGCAUCCCGUGGCUUGGCUAAUCAGAGCUUCGACGAGGAUAUGCUGACCAAAGAUUUGUCCGGUCCGCUGGAUGAUCUGGCGGACUUGGAUGCCGACCAGCUGGAUAACCUCCUGGCCUGGGAGGAGCGUUUCUCCGAGAAAUAUCUGGUGGUCGGUAAAUUAGUUGCCGAAGGAGAUCCCGAGGCUCCCAAGGCAUGA